UUUUUAUUUUCACUUGUACAUAUUGGAAAAAUCGACCGAUUGGCAAAUAGUGUCAAUAUGAAAAUUAGUGCAAAAAUCGUGUAAAGUUAUUCUGCAUAUUAUUAAUAAAAAUAGCACUUCAAAAUGUCUGGUUCGCAGCGCUCAUUUGCGCAGAAAUUGACGAAACAUAAUUCAACCGAAGUGCGAAAAAAUGUUGGAAUUUGUCAUUUGCAAACAAAGGCGGUGGACUCCGGCUCGAUGUGUUCAUCAACGCUAUCGCUUACCGAACCGGUGGAGCCAUUGGAUUAUGAAGAAUUUCUCACUCAACACAUGAACAUACUGAAUCGGGAUCCCUUGAAACAUAUUCUUGAUUUUCCACCCACUGAUGUGGCUGUCAAGAUCAUUCCGCGCAAAAUACGUACGAUUGAGCAUAUUGUACCAAAAGAAAGCAUCUCCGAGCUGCCGCUGUAUGUGCAAGAAUGUGUCAACUGUUACACAAGGCCUUGGAAAGUAGUCGAAUAUGCACAGCGUCAUUACUCUAGCUCUUGUUGUUCACGUGAGCGUAUCGAUCGUGGCACCAUCAGUCCCUCCGCUUAUCAGCAGGAGUUCGAAAUCGACAAGGAAUUCGCCUCGUUUGAUGAAAAUCUGACAGACAAAAGCGACAGUUGCACACCCAGCUCACGACAAUCUAUCGCCAGUCUGUCCUCAGUCAGCUCGUGCACUGAUACCCUCACACCACGUGGCUCUUGGGCCAGCUUUGACUUGCGGCGCUCUGUGAAUGAUCCACUAAUACCUAAUUUGUUAGAUGAUGUACCGCCCGAACAAAUUGAUCAGACGAAUGAGUCACGACGGCAAGAAGAUCGGCAGGAAGCGCUAUUCUCACUCUAUCCAGAAGCUGAUCCAGAGGAUGUUAUCGAGCGCCGUUUACCCGCUGAAAUACCCAUGGAACACUUGGGUCAUCGUAUACUCGUAAAAUGUUUACAAUUGCGCCUUGAGCUCGAGGUGGAGCCAAUUUUCGCCACGAUGGCGAUCUAUGAUGCCAAAGAGCGCAAAAAAAUAUCGGAGAAUUUCUACUUUGACAUGAAUUCGGAUAAUUUGAGGCGCAUGCUGAGUACACAUGUGCGUUGCGCAGACGCAAGCACACAGAGUCGUGCCGGCAUUUUCGAGAUCACAUAUCCGAGCAGUGACAUUUUUCUAGUCAUACGCUUAGAGAAAGUUUUACAGGGCGAUAUUAAAGAUUCGGUAGAACCAUAUUUGAAAGAUGAUAAGGACAAGUAUCGCGAGAAAGCCAAAUCCAAUGCCGCAGAUUAUUGCGAACGUUUGGGCAAAUAUCGUAUGCCAUUCGCUUGGACUGGUAUUUAUUUGAAUAGCAUAUUUAAUGGCGAGAAUGUUGAAAAUAAAGAUGGUGCUGGUGUUAAUGCGGAAAAAGACACCGGAACUGGUGGUAAUUUAACGUCAGCGGUGAGCUCAAAUAGUUUGGAUCGCAAAGCAUCUACAAGCAGUUUUGACCAGCUUCGCCGCAAAGCUAAUGAUAUGAGUGGCACUCUUACACGUCGUGGCUCGCUGGAGCGGAAGGAAAAACGUAGGUCUUGGUCACUAGAUGAUUUCGCCAAUGUUAUUGAAACUUUCCGACCGAUAACAAUAACAGUAUCGAGCUUCUUUAAACAAGAAUCCGAUAAAAUGAAGGAUGAAGAUCUGUACAAGUUUCUAGCCGAGCUUAAACGUCCCAGCAAUGCUAUGAAAAAAUACAAAUGCAUACCUGGGUCCAUAAAACUUGAAAUUUUGCCCUGUCCAGAGGAGGUAAAAAACGCAUUAACACCCGAGCUAGCGAAAGUGGAUCCGUAUCCAGAAGACAAAACUCGACCGAUUAAAGAAAUACUCGAGUUUCCCUCCGCCGCCAUCUAUAAUCCACACUACACAUACCGCAACUUGCUCUUCGUCUCACCGAAAGAGUUGAACUUCUCCUCACGCGCCGGUUCAGCACGCAACAUAGCCGUGCGCAUACAACUAAUGGCCGGCGAGACACAAAUGGAUGCAGUGAAUGCGAUUUUUGGCAAAUCUUCUUGCCCGGAGUAUGCAAGCGAAGCAUUCACAGCAGUCAAUUACCAUAAUAAAUGUCCAACCUUCUACGACGAAAUCAAAAUUGCCUUACCGGCGAAUAUUAAACAAAACCAUCAUCUCUUCUUUACACUCUAUCAUGUUUCGUGUCAGAAAAAGCCACAAGAGAUGCAACCAUCUGUAGAAACGCCAGUGGGCUAUACAUGGCUGCCGCUACUUCAAGAUGGCAAAUUGAAGGUGGGCGAAUUUCAGUUGCCGGUUAUGGUGGAAACACCGCCUGAGAAUUAUUCAUUUAUACCGCCAAAUGUACAUUUGCCCGGCACGAAAUGGUUGGAUAAUCAUCGGUCAGUUUUCACAAUCACAGUAGAUGCGGUAACGGCAGUGCAUACGUUGGAUCCACACUUGGAUGGUUUCUUCCUCACUUGCGAUUACUUGGAUUCACGUAAAAUACCGCCACGCAUCGGUGAAGGUAACAUGGAGAAUGAAAUGAAAAAAUCCUUAUUGGAUAUAGCAAGCGCUGAACGUGAACCAUUGGUGAAGAAUCUGCAUUUAGUAUUGGAUAAAUUAAUAGAACUUUUAGUAACUACACACAAAAUAGGUGGUCAACCGCUUUCAUUGGGUUCGACCGUCUUCGAAAUGCUUUGUAUGGUGUCGGCGAAUCUCUCGAUACUGAACGAUGACUUGGUAGUGGAUCAGUACGGCCGCCAGGCUCUGCUUUCCACAUACGUGCAGUUCCAAUGUCGUAUACCACAUCCGUUUGGCGGGAAAAAACGUAUCACCUACAGUCGCAGCAAUGCCGAAGAAAUGACAGCCAAUUCUGCUGACACUUACAGCCUGUAUGAAAAUGUCGCCAUUGGAAGAAGCCUGGAUCGCAAAGAGCAUACCUUCGAUUUGUCACCCACAUUCGGUAGUCGCGACGGUCAAAUACGUUUACUUCACGAAGAAUUGGCGCUACACUGGGUUGUGGCCAGCGGCAAAGCAACUGAACUCGCCAUGUCCAAUUCAUGGUUUCUCUUCGAGCUGAUUGUCAAAUCAAUGAUUGAACAUUUGGAUUACAGCUGUGCAUUGGCCGCACCGCGCAAGCAACGCUUCCCGCAUCAAUUCACCGACGAUAUUUCUACGCUGGUGCAUUUGGUAACCACCAAAGUGGUGGGUUAUCACAGCGAAGAACCAAAAUUGGCACAGUCGCUGAACGCUAGCUUGGGCUUUUUCAUAUUCGAUCUCUUCAGCAUUAUGGAUCGUGGUUUUGUAUUCGGUCUGAUCAAAACCUAUUAUAAAGUAUUAAUUUCGAAGAAUGCCUCCAUACCGGAUUUGAUGAAUUAUAAAAUCGACUUUUUACGUAUCGUAUGCAGUCAUGAGCAUUUCGUGGCUAUGAAUUUGCCUUUUGGCACGCCUUACACGACUAUUUCCGCGCCGUGUAGUCCAACACCCAGUACUACGUCCAGCAAUAGUCAAACUUCUUAUAGCUCCAUGGAGCGCGCUUUGCAUGCAGAUUUGAGUGCUGACUUCCGUCAGCAACAUUUCCUUGUUGGUUUGGUAUUAAGCGACUUGGCGACAGUGCUGGAAGUGCCCAAUCCCCAAUUGCACGGCAAGGCCAUUCGUUGUAUACGUAAUCUAAUGACCUCGCACGAUUUGGAUCCACGCUAUAGCGAAGUAGAGGCACGCGCUCGUGUUGCUUCACUCUACCUCCCUUUGUUGGGUGUGGUUAUGGACGUUAUACCGCAACUGCAUCAAUAUCUCACUGACACACACGAUCGGCUGCAAAGCAUUGGUUUCCUCGAAGAUUACCAAGGCCCACACCAGAGUAUUUCCACUUCAACGAUGAACCCAGAUUUUGCCUAUGCUAACUCUGGCAAUCGCACCUACAAUUAUCUCAACGACCAGAUAAAGAAUAAGUCGCAAUUGAGCAGCGAGAACACGCGCCAUUUGCUAGCCUGCUGCAUUUGGGUUUUGAAAAAUCUUGAACGCAGCGUCUUAUAUCGUUGGUUGCUCGGCCUGAGUCCACAUCGCGUGCAUCAAAUGUUGCAGCUCCUGAACACUUGCAUACCUUGUUUCGAAUACAAGGGCCAAAAGCGUUUGCCAUCGCUCAAGCGCAAUACACAAAGUUUCCGCAAGCCAACAGAUCUGAAGGAAAAACUCGAAGAAUGUAUACGUGGCACAAAUUCAGCGCGUUAUGAUUUAAUCAAUAGACGUAAAGAUCGCAAUUCGACAGAAAAGUUUCGUUGGCGCAAAGAUCAAAUGCCCUAUCGUUCGCAACUCUACGAUAAUGCCACCAAAGCGGAUCCCGAGCUAGAGCUAAACCACUUUAUUGAGGGCUCACUGGCUACAGAAAUUUCGUUAGUUAUUUUAGAUGCUUUGGAAAUCGUAGUGCAAGUUGCCACUAACUCGGAAAUGCAUCACAAUCUGUUGGGCACUGUUUUGAAAGUGCUGCUCCAUGCGUUGUCACGCAAUCAAAGCACCUUAUCGCUGCAAAAUCAAUUCGCCUCACAACGUUCGCUGAUUUUUAAAUUCCCCAAUUUGCUAUUCGACGAAGAAACGGACAUCUGUGCUGAUCUGUGCCUGUUGCUGUUAAAGCAUUGUGGCUCUUUGCUACCGGCCAUACGUUCGCAGGCAUCGGCAUCGCUGUAUCUGCUCAUGCGACAAAAUUUUGAGAUCGGAAAUAAUUUUGCGCGCGUUAAAAUGCAAGUGACCAUGUCACUCAGCUCCCUAGUAGGCACCAGCUCUGCGUUCAGCGAGCAGUCUUUGCGACGCGCUCUCAAAACGGUGCUGGUUUACGCCGAGUCGGAUCAGGACCUGCAAGAAACUUCAUUCCCUGAGCAAGUGCAAGAUUUGCUCUUCAAUUUGCAUAUGAUACUCUCCGAUACUGUUAAAAUGAAGGAAUACCAAGAAGAUCCGGAAAUGUUACUCGAUCUCAUGCAUCGCAUAGCCAAAGGCUAUCAAAAUAAUCCCGAUUUACGUCUUACCUGGUUGGAAAAUAUGGCUAAAAAGCAUCGUGAACGCGCCAAUCACACCGAAGCGGCUAUGUGUUAUGUGCAUUCAGCCGCUCUGGUUGCCGAAUAUCUGAGCAUGUUAGAGUCGCAACAACAUUUACCAGUAGGCGCUGUUAGCUUUCAACGCGUCACACCCAAUGCGCUGAUGGAAUCAGCCGUAUCGGAUGAUGUGCUAAGUCCCGGCGAAGAUGGUAUUUGCUUGGGUAAUCAUUUUACUGAAAGUGGUUUGAAAGUGUUGUUGGAAGAGGCAUCCAAUUCAUUUCAAAUUGCUGGAAUGUACGAAGCUAUGAAUGAGGUUUACAAAAUACUUACGCCGAUUUGUGAAGCGAAUCGUGACUUUCAGAAGCUGGGCAAAAUACAUGGCAAGCUGCAAGAAGCCUUCAAUCGCAUUGCACAGCUGCAGGGUAAGCGGGUGUUUGGUACAUAUUUCCGCGUAGGGUUCUAUGGCACAAAGUUCGGUGAUUUGGAUCAGCAGGAAUUCAUCUACAAGGAGCCAACACUAACUAAGUUGCCGGAGAUUUUUAGUCGUCUGCAGAACUUCUAUGCCGAUCGAUUUGGACCCGACUCGGUGCACAUUAUUAAAGACUCGAACUCGGUGGAUGUGAACUCAUUAGAUCCCGAAAAGGCCUACAUACAGAUAACCUACGUCGAGCCCUACUUCGAAACCUAUGAGCUGAGGCAUCGGGAAACCUAUUUCGAGCGCAAUUUCAAUAUAAAACGCUUCAUAUUCGCCACACCAUUUACCAAAUCCGGCAAAGCGCACGGUGAUCUACAUGAGCAAUGCAAACGCAAAACCAUACUCACCACAGCCAAUCAUUUUCCGUAUGUGAAGACACGCAUACAAGUGAUCGCACGUCAGCAAAUCAUACUGGAACCCAUCGAAGUGGCUAUCGAGGAUAUACAAAAGAAAACGGCUGAACUGGCAGCAGCUACCAAUCAAGAGCCCGCUGAUCCGAAAAUACUGCAAAUGGUUUUGCAGGGUUGUAUUGGCACCACAGUGAAUCAGGGCCCGAUGGAAAUGGCCACCGUUUUUCUAGCCAAUCUCUCCGAUGGCGUAACGGUGCCAACGAAACAUCAAAAUAAAUUGCGACUCUGUUUCCGUGAAUUCUCCAAACGUUGUGCUGAUGCAUUGAAGAAAAAUCGUAAUUUGAUAUCGAGUGAUCAAAAGGAUUAUCAGCGUGAAUUGGAGCGGAAUCAUGAGCGUUUCGUGGAGCGUUUAACGCCGUUCAUUACCUUGACGGCGGCACAAGCGCAAGGUGUUGUAAAAGCAAAUGCUUACCACAACAAAAGCACACCUUUAAAAUGCGUUUCGGACUAUUUUAAAUAAAUAAUAUUUUGCUAUGUGGAUGCACACUUAGAUCGAAUUAAGUAUUAGUAUGUGUUAAUAUCAAGUUUUACUUUUGAAUACGUUUUUUUUUUUUUUUUUUAAUCAAUCACAAAGGUGAAGUUUAUAAAUAAUUACUUAUGCUGGUGUGAAAGACGGUCACCCUGUCACUGGAAAAUUGGUUUGAGUGGCGCUCAUUUUGUUUAUUCAUUAUUUCUUUAGUUUUUCCGUUAAAGGCACUUUUUUUAUUAUUUGUUUGACUUUCGAUACCAAAAACCUUUAAUUUAGACUUUUUUUACCUUAUAACUUUUUUCAUCAUUUCUGCAUUGUGUAUUAGUUUGUAGGUGUAUUUGUAGUAAUUAAACGCAAUUUAUACACAUCAAUGAAAGUAUAAAAAUCGUAAUAAAAUCAUACAUAAUUACAUUUCAUGUAGUAAUAUUUAUUGAUAGGUUUAUACUUUUAUACGAAAGUUCAAGAAAGUGAGAAUAAACCACAUAAAUACACAAUAGUCAUAAAUA
Messenger RNA from Anastrepha obliqua, 6869 nucleotides. RefSeq names its product dedicator of cytokinesis protein 6 (gene Zir). Gene Ontology annotation, biological process: small GTPase-mediated signal transduction; positive regulation of GTPase activity. The record is from RefSeq and is a predicted model, not a curated record. Gene Ontology annotation, molecular function: guanyl-nucleotide exchange factor activity. The coding region runs from base 124 to 6354 and encodes 2076 amino acids. The transcript has 16 exons. Lineage: Eukaryota; Metazoa; Arthropoda; Insecta; Diptera; Tephritidae.